Molecule: messenger RNA, 936 nt
Organism: Rhagoletis zephyria (snowberry fruit fly)
Lineage: Eukaryota; Metazoa; Arthropoda; Insecta; Diptera; Tephritidae
Source: RefSeq, a predicted model, not a curated record
AUGAAGAAAAAGGUUCUUUUGAUGGGCAAAAGUGGCAGUGGCAAAACUAGCAUGCGCUCCAUUAUUUUUGCCAAUUACAUUGCUCGAGAUACACGAAGACUUGGUGCAACCAUUGAUGUCGAGCACACCCAUGUGCGUUUUCUUGGCAACUUGGUGCUCAAUUUGUGGGAUUGCGGUGGACAGGAAGCUUUCAUGGAGAACUAUUUUGCGUCGCAGCGAGAGAACAUUUUCAGAAAUGUUGAAGUUCUGAUUUAUGUUUUCGACGUUGAAUCAAGAGAAACAGAGAAAGACAUGCAUUAUUACCAAAAUUGUCUUGAAGGCAUCAUGGAGUUUUCAAAAGAUACGAAAAUAUUUUGCUUGAUUCACAAAAUGGAUUUGCUUCAAGAAGAUCAACGAGAAUCAAUAUUCAAAGAUCGUGAAAGUCGUUUAAGAAAGGCAUCUCAACCACUUGAUUUCACAUGCUUUCGAACGUCAAUUUGGGAUGAAACGCUCUACAAAGCUUGGUCCACCAUCAUUUACUCACUAAUUCCUAACGUGCACGAAUUGGAGAAGCAUCUAAACGUGUUUGCUAAAAUAAUAGACGCUGACGAGGUGCUUCUGUUUGAGCGAGCUACAUUCUUGGUGAUCUGUUACUGCGAAAGAAAAAAGCACAAAGAUGUUCAUAGAUUUGAAAAGGUAUCUAACAUUAUAAAGCAGUUCAAGCUAAGCUGCAGCAAACUCGCUGCUCAGUUCCAAAGCAUGGAAGUUAAGAACUCGCAGUUUUCUGCAUUCAUCGAUGGUUUUACCCCUAACACUUAUGUGAUGGUCAUCAUGUCUGACUCGUCCAUUCCUUCUGCCGCCACUCUUCUAAACAUCCGCAAUUCACGUAAACAUUUUGAAAAAUUAGAAGGCGUUAAGAAUUUGUCUCAAUCUUCAAGUUCAUCAUAUAGCCGUUGA